Molecule: messenger RNA, 264 nt
Organism: Enterobius vermicularis (human pinworm)
Lineage: Eukaryota; Metazoa; Nematoda; Chromadorea; Rhabditida; Oxyuridae
Source: the annotation of a GenBank genome assembly
AUGCUGCUGAACAAACUUCUAAAUCCGUCAUGUGUAAUCAGUACUUCUGUGAGGAACAACUGCCCGUGGUGGCGAAACAGCUUCACGCCGUGCUAUUUCCGUUUCAGAGCGGACAAGAAAGUGAAAAAAGGUACAGUCGAAGGAAGGUUAAAAACCCGUGGCGGACGACUGAUACUGAUGAAGCGAAUACUGCAGGAAAAACCUUUUAUAGCUUGGAACAUGAAAACAGACCCGCCUGAAAAACGUCUGUCAUACCCACUCUAG